CAACAACAGAGUCGAAUUAAUUGAGCAAUUAUUGUAUCUAUAUCUAUACAUUAAUGAGGAGCCAUAUACGACUUUAUCCGCGGCUAAUUUCAGAAUCCUGGACGGUCUCCUAUCAGUACAAUCCCCACACUGCACAAUGAAGUUGCGUACCAUAUUUGUUCCCCGAUUCCUUCCGAUUGCGCUUAGCCUGCAAGGAGAAAGACGUAAGAGGGAGCCAUAG
Molecule: messenger RNA, 220 nt
Organism: Acaulospora colombiana
Lineage: Eukaryota; Fungi; Glomeromycota; Glomeromycetes; Diversisporales; Acaulosporaceae
Source: the annotation of a GenBank genome assembly